This is a messenger RNA of Colletotrichum higginsianum IMI 349063, 1788 nucleotides long. RefSeq names its product MFS siderochrome iron transporter MirB. Gene Ontology annotation, biological process: transmembrane transport. The record is from RefSeq and is a predicted model, not a curated record. Gene Ontology annotation, molecular function: transmembrane transporter activity. NCBI's taxonomy places the organism in Eukaryota, Fungi, Ascomycota, Sordariomycetes, Glomerellales, Glomerellaceae. Bases 1 to 1788 code for a protein of 595 amino acids. The transcript has 4 exons.
AUGACAGCGAUGACCCAGCUCCGAGAGGUCCUCGGCCGCAAGCAGGCCCAGGGCGAAGACGUCCCCGCCGCCGUGGCCGUGGUCCCGGAGACGAACGACGACAAGGAGCUCGGCAACGCCUCCGAAGACCUGAAGGCAAUGCAGGAGCAGCAGCCCAGUGAUGAGGUCCAGCACGGCGUCAAGCUGGCACAAGCCUUGACUCUGACGUGGAACAAGAACUCGCUGGUUGCCAUAUUCAUCUUCAUGUGGUUUCUGUACCUCACGAACGGAUUCCAGAGCUCGGUCCUCUACAGCCUGACGCCGUACGCCGCCAGCGACUUCGAGUCGCACUCGCUCCUCCCCGUCAUCGACAUCGUGUCCAGCGCCAUGACGGCCUCGGUGUACAUCCCUCUAGCCAAGAUCCUCGAUCUCUGGGGCCGCGCCGAGGGGUUCCUGCUCAUGGUGCUCUUCGCGACCCUGGGCAUGAUCCUGCUGGCCGCCAGCCAGAAUCUCGCCACGUACUGCGCAGCAACGGUCUUCUGGCAGGUUGGCUGGUCAGGCCUUACCUACAGCAUCGACGUCAUCACAGCCGACUCGACGCGGCUCAAGAACCGGGGCCUGGCGUUCGCCUUCACCUCGUCCCCUUACAUGAUCACGGCGUUCGCAGGACCAAAGGCGGCCGAGGGGUUUCUGAACCACGUCAGCUGGCGGUGGGGGUUCGGGUGCUUCUCCAUCGUGCUGCCCAUCGUGGCCGUGCCCAUGUAUGGCAUCUUGAAGUGGAACAUCCGUAAGGCCAAGAAGAAGGGAACCCUCAUCCGCGGGUCCAGCGGCCGAAGCUUUGUCGAGAACGUGCGGUGGGGGCUGGUUGAGUUUGACGUCCUCGGAGUCGUCUUGUUCGCCUGCGGCCUAGUCACCUUCCUCCUCCCUUUCUCCCUCGCCAGCACGGCGCCGAACGGAUGGAAAUCGGCAUAUGUUAUUGCUAUGAUUAUCACUGGCUUUGUUGUGCUCGCGCUCUUCCUCCUCAACGAGCUCUUCCUGGCGCCCAAGCCCUUCUUCAAGUUCGAGUUUUUCGCCGACCGCACCGUGAUGGGCGCCUGUCUCCUCGAUAUAACGUACCAGGUUGCAUACUACUGCUGGAACAGCUACUUCACUUCGUUCCUGCAGGUCGUCAACGGCCUGUCCGUCUCCAACGCGGGCUACGUCAGCAACACCUUCGACGUGGUCUCGGGCGUGCUCCUAUUCGUCGUCGGGUUCUCCAUUUCCAAGACGGGGCGAUUCCGCUGGCUCUUGCUGGUCGGCGUGCCGUUGUACACCUUCGGGCAGGGCCUGAUGAUCUACUUCCGCCAACCCGGCCAGAACAUCGGUUACCUCGUCAUGUGCCAGAUAUUCACGUCCAUCGGCGGGAGCGUCUUCAUCCUCUGCAUGCAGGUCGCCAUCCUCGCGGCCGUCGACCACCAGCACGUCGCCGCCGCCCUUGCGGUCCUCAGCGUCUGCGGCAACAUUGGCGGGUCCGUGGGUAACACCAUCUCCGCGACCAUCUGGACAAACACGUUUGAGAAGGCGCUCGAGAGGAACCUACCCGAGGCGGCGCUGGGGAGUCUGGCUGAUAUCUAUUCGGAUCUCGACACGCAGCUGGGCUACCCGGUCGGUAGCGCGGAGCGACUUGCGAUUCAGCAGGCGUACGGGUAUGCGCAGAUGCGGAUGCUUGCGGCGGGGACCUCCGUUAUGGUCUUUGGCUUCAUUGCCGUGUUCAUGAUCAGGAACUUUGACCUGAAGAAGAUGAGCCAGACUAAGGGUCUCGUGUUCUGA